Molecule: messenger RNA, 1284 nt
Organism: Culicoides brevitarsis
Lineage: Eukaryota; Metazoa; Arthropoda; Insecta; Diptera; Ceratopogonidae
Gene: Kdsr
Product: 3-ketodihydrosphingosine reductase
Biological process (GO): sphingolipid biosynthetic process
Cellular component (GO): endoplasmic reticulum membrane
Molecular function (GO): 3-dehydrosphinganine reductase activity
Source: RefSeq, a predicted model, not a curated record
AAGCCUCCGAGCUCCGGACUGAAAAUAGAUCAUUUGUUAUCGAGAUUUUUCAGUGAAAGUACGUGAAAAAAAGAAAAAAUAAAAAUGCAAAUUACGUGGGACAUCAUUCUCAUCGGCGUCGGUGUCUUGUUUGCACACUUACUCAUCCUGUAUUUCGUGACAAAGAAGAGGAAAGACAUCAGGGGGAGACAUGUCGUCGUUACUGGUGGAUCAUCGGGGAUUGGCCUCUGGAUUGCCGUGUAUUGUGCCAAAUUGGGUGCUAACGUUACAAUUGUUGCGCGCAACUUGAAGUGGCUCGAAAAGGCAAAGCUCUUGAUUGAGGAGAACAAAUUGACAGAAGCUCAGCGUGUCGAGAUAAAAUCUCUCGACUUAUCCAAGAGUUAUGACGACGUCUCAAAGGGAUUUGCCGAAAUUGAGCAAACACUCGGUCCGAUUUACAUGCUUGUCAACUGUGCCGGUUUCGCGUUAUGCGGUCGCAUGGAAGAAAUUGCCAUUGAAGACGCAAAAAUGAUGAUGGAUGUCAAUUAUUUCGGGACUUUUUACCCAACGCGAUACGUUCUCCCGAAAAUGCGUGAAGCGCAAGACGGAAUAAUCGUCAUUACCGCAAGCCAAGCAGCUCUUAUGGGAAUUUUCGGGUAUUCAGCUUAUUCGGCAUCGAAAUUCGCACUUCGGGGCUUGGCAGAAACGAUUGCCAUGGAAGCGAAACAAGACGGAGUCUCGGUAACUUUAGCUUUGCCAGCAGAUACUGACACACCGGGCUUCGAGCGAGAGAAUAAAGAAAAGCCAGAAGAGACGAAAAUCAUUUCGGGUGGCGGAGGAUUGGCUCAACCGAAAGAUGUGGCGGAGAAAAUUGUGAAAGACGCGUUGAAAUGUAACUUUUUCUCGAUUCUUGUUGAAUCGUGGGUAUUGAGUUGCAUUUCGGUGGGAGCUUCGCCAUGGUCAGGACCGUUCUUGACACUCUUUCACGUUCUUAUCGCAGGUCCGUUGCGACUUGUAGCGCUCGGUAUUCAGUGGCAUUGUCAGUAUGUGAUCAAAACAUGCAGAAACAAGAAAAAAGAUUGAAAUUUUAUCGAUUAUCACAUUCCAGCCUUAUUGUAUUGUAGAUUGUAGGUGAGAUCAAAGGUCAUAUCAGGUAUCGACAAGAAUAUUUUUGCUUUGAAAAAAAAUAAUUUUAACUUUUUUAUCGUGAUUUUAGUGAAAAUUUUUUUUGAAAAAAUAAUUUAAAAAAUUAUUGAAACUUUUUUAAAAUUUAUUUAAAAUGUUCGAUAUUUAUUUAUUUUUUUU